UUUCUUAAUUUUUUCUUUUCACAGACAGCUUAAUAAUUAUGAAAAUUACUAGACUGAUGUGUUGUUUUUCUACACAUUUUUUUAAUAUCUUCGAAGAGACUUGUUACAAUGGCAGCUAAUUUUUAAUCAAAGAUAGAUUUUGAUUAGAAAAUGGCUUUUAUCUAAUCUUUAAUUAUUAGCUUUACUUUUGUGGAUCUUGUGAUUUUGAAAAUGACAUCGGGGCUAAAACGUAUGAAAAAGGACCAGGAUGGUUUCUUGUACGAUGAUGACCCGGACUACCCUCGCUAUUAUGUACGAUCCAAGUGGUACCCUGUGGACCUGAUUGCCCUCUACCCUGAAGUGUUCACGGAGAUACUGACGACUAAGUUGAAGCGAGUGGUUGCGAGUGAACAGAACAGAUUACGUAAGAGGACAUCUAUUGCCUCGACUGAAAGUGAAGAGCGAGAUGUAGUGGUGGAUAAUCUUAUGCAGCUGACAGAACAAACGAGAAAAAAGGAAAUGCAUUUCAGCUCCAAGUUAAAUUCCAAGAAAAAAAUCAGUUCGCUGCAACGUGUGAACUCCCUUAGCUCCAAAGAUGACGUCCGAAACAUUAAAGACUUUUCUAAAAUUCACGAAUCGCAACGACCAACUUCGCAGAACCGACGAGCAGCAGUGUUCAAUUUGGCUGCUAGAGGGCGCACUGUGUUACAAAAAACGCCGGAUGAUUAUUUUGAAAUUUCGGUUACAGAAAAUGACACUGAGCAUGAAAGCUUGCUAAACACAACAAUUGAUCAAGAUUUCGAACCCAACGAGACUUCUGAAUUAGCAAUACCGAAAAGAACUCGGGACGAAUCGCAUUCGCCUAACAGUGAAAAACGAAGUGAUUCUUCUAGACGCAAAACGAGCGUAAUUCCAUCGCUUUUCGGCGCCAAGAGAGUUUCGAGAGUAAAUUCUAAAAGAGAAAAAUUUUCAGUUUCAAAACUAGCGCCAAUUUUUUCUACCACAAACUUAAUGACCAUAGAUAGCGGAAAAUUAGCUGUACCAUUUUUAUACAAGGGCCGAACCAGAAACGAAUGCUUAAAUGAACCAAAACAAGAACAGAUUUUGUGUUCACGUUGCCUGAGAAUGCUUUCACUUGAUGAAGAAAUUUUUGGUGAGGCUUCUAGGUCAAGUGCAAUUGAAAACAGUCAUCUGAUUCACGAAGAAACAGGAGCAGAACAUUGUGCAAGAAAUACGCAAGGAGGUCAAAAAUCUUCGUCGCCAGCAGUGCAUUUAAGCUUGCCAAAGAUAUUGCUUGGAUUCCACGGAAAAAAAAUCGACGACUCAGAGGGUUCAACGAAGAAAUACAGUGGUAAAAUUCAGCGUACAAAAAGCAACCCUAAUUUUCUCUUCAAGUUCUUGGAGUUAACAAGACGCAACAGUACACCUGCAGAUCUUGAGAAAUUUCAUCUCGAAAAAAUCACAAUAUCGCCAAAUGAAUGUAUAACUUUUGAUACAACUGAAAGCUUUAAAUAUCCUCAAAUCGAAUUGGAAACAGGAAUUCCAGAACAUCAAACUACAAACGUGAGACUUCAGAUAUUACAUCAGAUUUCUGCUAGCGAUGUAAAAGAGCCAACCAGCUUUGAGAAAGCUUUAUUAAAACCUUCCGACGUCAUUCAAAGAAUUCCGAGCUCCGAAAAGUUGAAGAAAGUUCGACUAAAAACUCAAGACUGGGAAGUGUGCAAGCCUUUUGUCGAUUCGAUUCGCGGAGAGUUUUUUCAUGUGGAACAACCAGCUGAAAGUGUUAAACUUUGGACCAAGAAUGCCCCCGAAAAAGCAAAACGACAUGAAAACGACAUAUUGGUCCGUGAUCAAACGUUAAACAAAUGCCGAAGACUUGAACUGAACUCACCUUCGUUUGACCAAUCAAAAUUGGCUGAGUUAAAUAGGAGUUUGAAAGCAGUUUGUUACGUGAGCCCUUCAGUUGUCUUAGAGAACCAGCAGGGCAUUUUGGAAGCUAGAGUUUCUGAAAGAACGCGCAUAGAUUUUGAGACAGCUAAUUGGAUCGAUCCUCCAUCUAAAAUUUUGCCAAGAACUCAGAGCAUUGUUGUGGCGUCGAAAACCUCAUCCGAAAACAAUUUUGGUUCUUCGGAAAUUGUAGAAAAUGUUCAGUUUGAGAAAUGUGAUGUUCACAAGCUACCGAAAGCAACGAUAAAAGCUGCAAUUGAAGUUCGCAGAGUGGCCUCGAAAACCUCAUCCGAAAGCAAUUUCGGUUCUUCGGAAAUUGUAGAAAAUGUUGAGUUUGAGAAAUGUGAUGUUCACAAGCUACCGAAAGCAACGAUAAAAGCUGCAAUUGAAGUUCGCAGAGUGGCGUCGAAAACCCCAUCCGAAAACAAUUUCGGUUCUUCGGAAAUUGUAGAAAAUGUUGAGUUUGAGAAAUGCCAUGUUUACAAUAUAUCAAAAGCAACGAGAAAAACUGCCAUUGAAGUUCACAGAGUUUCAAAUAGGAAGAAACGGUCACGAUUGGCGGAUGCUCUCAUUGAACCAAAAAAGUUCGAAAUUGCGAAAAGCCACGAAGCCGAACAGUUUUAUAGAGCCGGAAUUUCACUUCAAGAAGAUUCGAACGAGUCGUCUAAUUUUGAGUCAACAGAUAUACUUGAAGAUGGAGUUGCAGAAAAUAUUCAUCAAGAAGAAAUUGUUGUUCAAUCAACCGAUGAUAUCAGUGAGUCGAUGUUGCCACAGUCGAGAAGCAGUGAAAACGAAAUUGAGAAUUCGGCUAAUACGAACACUAGAGAUGCAUCUUUCAGCCAGUCGGUCGAACAUUCUAGAAGAAACUCUAUGGACAACAUUGAAACGGUUCAGGAAAAUGAACUGAAAAAUGACGUUAGUUUUUCGAAAAACGAGAAAAAUUCUCAAAGUACUGAUCAAAUUUCUCUUGAAACGGAGAGUUCGAAGCUAACGGUGGAAACCUUGAAACUACAGCUGGAAAAUGCGAAAACAAUUGAGGAGAAACGAAUGAUACGACGAAAGAUCAGCGUCUUAACAAGAUAAAUAAAAAAAUUUUCCUAAAG
This is a messenger RNA of Symsagittifera roscoffensis, 3029 nucleotides long. RefSeq lists its product as uncharacterized. The record is from RefSeq and is a predicted model, not a curated record. The transcript is spliced from 7 exons. The coding region runs from base 211 to 3009 and encodes 932 amino acids. NCBI's taxonomy places the organism in Eukaryota, Metazoa, Xenacoelomorpha, Acoela, Convolutidae.